AUGAACAAAGCAUCGUUCCAAAAAGGGAUUAGUUGGAAUGGUUGUAUUUUCACUGAAACUUUGGAGAUAUUCAUUGAUGAUGAUAGUUAUGUGUUAAAAUAUCAUGGAAAAAAUUUUAAAACUGUUGUUCGUGAUACUGAUGAAGGUUGUAAUAGAGCAAAAGAGGCAACCUUGAAGUGUGCAUUGUUCGAUGGAAAUAGUAACGGUGUCAAUAUGAAAGAAAAGACAUUGGAAUCACUUUACAAAUUGGAUAAUGUAGUUAAUGGAUGUGAUGAUAAAGAAAAUGAAACGAUUAUUAUGAAGCAUAUAAUAGGAGAAAAAUGUCCAACAAAAUUCGACUUUAUUCAAAUUGAAGUUAAUACAAAUAUGGAAGAUGGAAGAAUUUAG
This is a messenger RNA of Rotaria socialis, 387 nucleotides long. Lineage: Eukaryota; Metazoa; Rotifera; Eurotatoria; Philodinida; Philodinidae. The record is from the annotation of a GenBank genome assembly.